Molecule: messenger RNA, 3319 nt
Organism: Sardina pilchardus (European sardine)
Lineage: Eukaryota; Metazoa; Chordata; Actinopteri; Clupeiformes; Clupeidae
Gene: rnf130
Product: ring finger protein 130
Exons: 9
Coding region: 708-1997 (429 amino acids)
Source: RefSeq, a predicted model, not a curated record
UGUCUGAAACCAACUUCUUAGGAAUAUAUUAUUUUUGCACACUGUAGGAUGCCUUAUGGAAUUCAGUGAUGUGCUUUCUGAAUAACUUACUGUCAAACCUACCUGAAGGCCACAACAGGAUGGUGUUAAUAUUUUCUUUAAAUUGUAUGGCCACAGUAGUCUUUAGAGACAUUACAAUAGAAUAGACUCAUCAGGUCUGACGCUCAGCCUGUCAGUAUCUCGUUUUUAAUAGACACUACUCCUUUUCAACGUGCACUUUUGUCUACCCCCUCUGUGCGCGAGCUUCGUAUACUCCUCGCGCUUGCGCACGCCACCGCGUCGCAGAAGGAAUACGACGCGAGCAGAUUCGCGAGCUCGCCUUGUUUUUGACCGUGCGGAGACAGCGUACAAAAUAUCCACGGGAAAAAAAGCAAAGUUGAGACAAAUACAUCUUUAGCGAGGCCAUUUGAAGUUCAUAUCCGGCGAAUCAAGACUGUAGGCAGCGCAUAUAUAUGGGAAUACGAACAUGGUGUAAAGAUGUUUACAUGACCGGAGGCUACGAGGUGGGCAUGCAAUAAGGAAGUCUACCACGCCAGACCCCUGCCCCUCGGAGAAAGAAGAGCGUAUGUGAGUGUGCGUGUGUGUCUAUGCGCGUAUGCGUAUGCGAUAUUAUUUCUUCAGUGACGGAUUGGGUUGCUAAAGCGGACUAGCAAUAAGACAUUCCGAAGAUGCUGAAGAGGUGGUCCGCAGCAACGCCAUGCAGCAGCUCUCUCUCCGCCGUCAUGCUCAUCCUCGUCUUGCCAAGGUGCAUGCUCUCAGUCCGUGCCGACAAAAACCUGGUGAGCAAAGAGGACUACUACAGUGCCACGGUGAACGCCACAGUCUUGGACCUCAAAGGCAACCCUAAACAAAUGCUCACGAAGGACGACGGGAGGUACGGGCAGAAUUCCCCAAAAACGGAAGCCAAGGGAAUCGUGAUAGCACCUGCGCCGGUGAAUGGAGUGGUGGACCUGCAGGGAUGCUGUCAGAACACGCGCUUCGUGGUGCCUCCUCGCACCAGCCAGUGGGUGGCGCUGCUCCAGCGGGGCAAGUGCACCUUCAAGGAGAAGAUCCUCAAGGCGGCUGCCUUCAACGCCUCGGCUGUCCUCAUCUACAACAACAGCUCCAAAGAGGACACCGUCACCAUGGCCCACGAAGGCACGGGUGACACGGUGGCGGUGAUGAUCACCGAGUCGUACGGCAAGGAGCUGCUGUCGCUGCUGGACCGCAACCUGACCGUGCUGGUGUCGGUGACGGUGGGCUCGCGCGGGCCGCCCAAGAACAUCAACCGCGGCUCGCUCGUCUUCGUCUCCAUCUCCUUCAUCGUGCUCAUGAUCAUCUCGUCCGCCUGGCUCAUCUUCUACUUCAUACAGAAGAUCCGCGACACCAACGCGCGCGACCGCAGCCAGCAGAGGCGUCUGGGAGAUGCGGCCAAGAAGGCCAUCGGGAAGCUGACCACCAGGACUGUGAAGAGAGGAGACAAGGAGACCGACCCGGACUUCAACCACUGCGCUGUGUGCAUUGAGGGCUACCAGCUUAAUGACGUGGUCCGCAUCCUGCCCUGCAAGCACGUCUUCCAUAAGAUGUGUGUGGACCCUUGGCUGAACGAGCACUGCACUUGCCCCAUGUGCAAACUCAACAUCCUCAAAGCCCUGGGCAUCAUGCCCAACCUGCCUUGCGUGGACAACGUGGCGUUUGACAUGGAUCGGAUACCGCGCAGCCAGACCUCCAGCCAGCGGACGGCGCUGGUGGACCUGUCCAGCGAGACCACCAUCAGCCUGGAGCCGCUGCGCCACUCCGGCACCUCGCAGGUCUCCACCGACGGAGAGGUCACCCCGCGCACCGGAGAGAUCAACAUCGCUGUUACCAGUGGACAUUUUUUCAACCGAAAUUCUCUGUCACCACGAAAUGUCGUUUGUGAGAUGGAGCUUCCUGAUAUUCAGGCCUCCCUGGACCUGUACGACGAGAACAAGUCGUGAGAUUCAGCCUGGUUCCCCAGCCCUUCACGAUGCCCCGAGACCACCUCGAUCCCAACCCACCCCCUGCCACCGUACCUCUUCAGUUCAUCCCUGCAUCCCCCCGUCUGGUGAUGAGGCCUCGUUUGGAAACAGACAAGUGACAAUGGCGGCGGAGUCGCCUCAUCACACCUGUGAAAGGAUGACAAAGAAAAACCCAACACCGACAACAGCAAACUCCAACUUUCUAAGAGUGCAGAAUGUAACUGCUGAGACCAUGAGGUGGUUUGGGGCUGGUUUUGUUCACCUGAACGGGAUUCAGCCUUGCCAAGCACACUCAAAACUCCUCUACACACAACAUAGCCGAAGAUUUUUCGACCUCUCUUCCUCUCUAGAAUACUUUUUCUUUGAUUGCAAAAGACUUGUUUUCUGUAUUCUGUUCCUAGGUGAGGGUACUGUUGAAAGUGACCUUCGAGUUCCUCUUGCUCUAGUGCAUACAUCAGUUCCAAAAACAAAAUGAAACAAAAUCAGCUCUUGGAUUUUUUUUGUGUGUUUAAAGCUUCUUGCCUACGUGUACAUUAGUAAUUGAUUGUCCGCUCUCUCUCUCUCUCUCUGUCUAUCCCUCUCUCUCUCUCUUUCUCUCUCCCUCUCCUUCCUUCUCACUCUGUCUAAAAAGAAGCUCUUUGUUUUUAACUGAUGGCAGUGUUAAGAAAAAAAGAUGCAAAAAAAGCAGACUGAGACUGUGUCUAUGGGCCAGCUGGCUGUAUUGUAUUUUGUGUGAUGGUGAUGACGGGGGGCCUUGCCAAGUUGACUCGUGUGUGUGCACUUGGCCAACCUCUCUCCACUCUCUCUAUUCUACUCAUUUUUCGAGAUGGAUGGAGGGGAACAGGGACAUCACCAAUAACUAGAAAUCAGCAUUUGGGACUCUGAACAAACAGCAUUACCCCCCUCCCCCUUAGCAACAUCAGUGUUUCUCUGUAUAUAUAUAUAUAUAAAGAAAAGCAUUUUAAAUGUGUAUUUAAAGAGAUGCUAAUGAAAUACCCUCAGCGAGUACGAAUCUCCAGUGUGUCUCCUAUAUGGGGACUUAGUAUAUAUAUAUACGGUAUUUGCAUAUAUACAUAUAUAUGUAUGACUAUAUAUCUCAAGUGGCCUCUACGCGCUGUUUGUCCUUCUCGUCGUUCCCGGAGAAUGGGGUGGAAGGGAGUCCUCUGUUCCAUGCUGUCUCUUUGUGUUCCUGUCUUUGUAUCUGAUUUUGGGAUGAACUUGUGACCUGCUCAACAUCGGUCAUGGUUGUGGGCUAAACGUGUUACAUACUGCCUCAGCAUUAAACUUCUUAUAAUUGCCUA